Vicia faba (fava bean) is the source of this 1614-nucleotide messenger RNA. Lineage: Eukaryota; Viridiplantae; Streptophyta; Magnoliopsida; Fabales; Fabaceae. The record is from the annotation of a GenBank genome assembly.
AUGAAGAACAAUCAAUUCCACUUUUGGAUUUUCGAAUUGCGAGAAAUUUUUAGAGAGAGCAAGAAUUGUGCCUAUUUCUUAGAUUCCUGGACGCAAUUCAAUUCAGCGAUAUCUGUCAUUCACAUUUUUUUGCAUCAAGAGAGUUUGAUAAAAGUCUUAGACUCCAGAAUUUGGAGUAUCCUAGUUUCACGUCAGUCACAGGGUUUAACAAGAAAUCGAUAUUUCACGAUCAAGAAUGUAGUACUUUUUGUAGUAGCAAUCCUUCUAUAUCGUAUUAACAAUCGAAGGAUGAUCGGAAAAAAAAAUAUUUAUUUGACAGGGCUUCUUCCUAUACAAAUAAAUUCCAUUGGAUCCGGCAAUGAUAGAUUGGAAGACUCAAAAGAUUCGUUCAAUAUCAAUAGGUUGAUUGUUCCGCUCCUGUCUGGUCCAAAAGAAAAAAAGAUCUCUGAUCGCUCUUUUUUCUCGGACAGAUGGUCCCAACUUCAUCUGGAUUUGAAUCCUACUGAGAAGUCCGCUCAAGAUCUUCAAUUAUUAAAGAAAGAAGAAGAUGUUUCUUUUGUUCUUUGGAGGAAAUUGGAAAAUAAAGAACUAGCCAAUAUAGUCAAGAUAAUCAUGUAUUUACAAAAUAAUGUCUCAAUUCAUCCUAUUUCAUCCGAUGGAGGAUGUGAUAGGAUUGCAAAGGAGAAACUUUUGACAGUUCAAAAUAAUAAUUCAUUCUUGACCAAAAAUCUAGUUUUUGGUUUAUUUCAUCUAUUCCAUGACCAGAAUAGGGGGGGGUACUUGUUACAUCGCAAUUUUCAAUCAGAAGAGAGAUUUCAAGAAAUGGCAAAUCUAUUUAAUCUAUCACUAACUAAGCCGGAUCUGGUCUAUCGUAAUGGAUUCUCUUUUUCUAUUGGGUUUUCUGAACCGGAAUCAAAAAAAAAAUCUUUAUUGGUUCUGCCGCGGCUUUUUGACGAAGCGAAUGAAUCUUUUUAUCCAAAGAUCAUAAAAAAAUGGGUCCAGACCUCUUGUGGGAAUUAUUUUCAAGGUAAUCGAUUCAAUCGCAACUUCGAAUAUGUACUUCAAAGGUAUCAAAAUGAUAUUCUGAAUCAUAGACCUAUAAGGAAACACACGAUCAAUCAACGUUUCUCAAAUUUGAAAAAGAGUCAGAAGAAAUGCUUUGAUCGUCUUAUUUUUAUUUAUCGAACCGAGAGAUCCGUGAAUAAGGAUCCAAAUGCAUAUAAAUACAAAUGGUCCAAGGGGAGCACAAAUUUCCAGGAACAUUUGGACCAUUUCAUUUCUGAGCAGAAUAGUCGUUUUAAAGUAGUGUUCGAUCGAUUACAUAUGAAUGCAUAUUCGAUUGAUUGGGCUGAGGUUAUCGACAAAAAAGAUUUUUCUAAGUCACUUUGUUUCUUUUUGUCCAAGCUUCUUCCCUUUUUGUCUAACUCACUUCCUUUUUUCUUUGUGAGUUUCGGGAGUAUGCCCGUUCAUAGGUCCCAGAGCCAUAUGUAUGAAUUGAAACGUAUGAAUGAUGCACUCGAGAAUCAGUUGUUAGAAUCAAUAGGUCUGCAAACGGUUCAUUUGAAAAAAAGGAAAUCCCCAUUAUUGGAUGACUAUUAUACUUCUCAAAAAUAA